Molecule: messenger RNA, 1089 nt
Organism: Tauraco erythrolophus (red-crested turaco)
Lineage: Eukaryota; Metazoa; Chordata; Aves; Musophagiformes; Musophagidae
Source: RefSeq, a predicted model, not a curated record
AUGGUACCGCAUCCAAGAUUUGUCUUUAGUGAAUCUGAAUCAACUGCAUUAGAACAAUUCGAAGGUGGCCCUUGUGCAGUGAUUGCACCUGUACAGGCAUUCCUUUUGAAGAGGCUUUUUACCAGCGAAAAGUCUACUUGGAGAGACUGCCCAGAAGAGGAGCAGAAGAACCUUCUCUGUCAUACAUUAUGUGAUAUUUUGGAAAUGGCUUGCUCUGAUAAUUCUGAGUCGUACUCUCUGGCAACGUGGAUAAGAGGAAAAACAACUGAAGAAACUGCUAGUAUUUCUGAAAGUCCUGCAGAGUCUAGUCGUCAAGAGGAACAACCUUCUGCCUUGGCUGUCGAAGAGCUUGGCUUUGAGCGAUUUCAUGCAUUAAUUCACAAACGAGCAUUCAAAAGCUUUCCUGAACUGAAGGAUGCAGUUUGGGAUCAAUAUUCAGUGUGGACAAACAGAUUUGGAGUAUUGCUCUUUCUGUAUUCGGUGAUACUGACAAAGGGUAUUGAAAAUAUAAAAAAUGAAAUUGAAGAUGCAACUGAGCCAUUGAUAGAUCCUGUUUACGGUCAUGGAAGCCAAAGUUUGAUUAAUCUCCUAUUGACGGGGCAUGCUGUUUCUAAUGUGUGGGAUGGAGACAGAGAAUGUUCAGGAAUGAAACUUCUUGGUAUACAUAAACAGGCAACAAUAGGCUUUUUGACAUUGAUGGAAUCUCUGAGAUAUUGUAAGGUUGGCUCCUAUUUGAAAUCUCCAAAAUUUCCCAUUUGGAUACUUGGCAGUGAAACACACCUCACGGUCUUUUUUGCCAAGGAUAUGGCCCUUGUUGCUCCUGAAGCACCUUCAGAACAAGCUAGAAGGGUUUUCCAGACAUAUGACCCCGAGGAUAAUGGUUUUAUACCUGACACUCUGCUAGAAGAUGUAAUGAAGGCUCUGGACCUUGUUUCAGAUACUGAAUAUGUAAACCUCAUGAAGACCAAAUUAGACCCAGAAGGAUUGGGCAUCAUAUUACUUGGUCCCUUUCUGCAAGAAUUUUUCCCUGAGCAGGUAAUCAAUAUAGCUUUGUUGGUGCAGACCAUUGUCUAUUCUGCUUGUCUUUGA